CCGGGCGGGCGGGGAGGAGCGGCGGGAGCGGCGCGGCCGGAGCGGCACGGCGGGGAGCGCGGCGGAGAGGAGCGGAGCGGAGCGGAGGGGCCGGGCCGCCCUGCCCUGCCGAGGAGGGAGCUCACCAUGGCCCUGGCAGAGCCCGCGAGCUGUGCUAAAGGCAGCGAGGACAGCAACCCCUUCCCUGACAUCAUCGAGCUGAACGUGGGGGGACAGGUGUACAUCACCCGGCACCCCACGCUGGUCAGCGUGCCCGGCUCGCUGCUCUGGGAGAUGUUCACCCAGAAGAGCGCGCGCUCGCUGGCCCGCGACAGCAAGGGCCGCUUCUUCGUGGACCGGGACGGGUUCCUGUUCCGCUACAUCCUGGACUACAUGAGGGACCGGCAGCUGGUGCUGCCCGAGCACUUCCCGGAGCGCGGCCGGCUGCAGCGCGAGGCCGAGUACUUCAUGCUGCCCGAGCUGGUGAAGCUGCUGGUGCCCAAGCUCAGCGAGCAGAACUCCCUGGGCGACGAUCCCUGCCAGAGCGACCCCGAGGAGCCGUCCCCCGGCGCGGACACCGCGCGCAGCCUGAGCUCGGCCGCCGCCGCCGCGCCGCCCGGCGCCGCUGGCACCGAGGGCCGCCGGGCAGGCUUCAUCACCAUCGGCUACCGCGGCUCCUACACGCUGGGCAGGGACAGCCAGACGGACGCCAAGUUCCGCAGGGUGGCCCGGAUCAUGGUGUGCGGCAAGACCUCGCUGGCCAAGGAGGUCUUUGGGGACACCUUGAACGAGAGCAGGGACCCGGACAGGCCCCCGGAGAGGUACACGUCCAGGUACUACCUCAAAUUCACCUUCCUGGAGCAAGCCUUUGACAAACUGGCCGAUGCCGGCUUCCACAUGGUGGCCUGCAACUCCACGGGCACCUGUGCCUUCGCCCACGAGCAGACGGACGACAGGAUCUGGACCUCUUACACCGAAUAUGUUUUCUAUCGUGAGUGACACAAAACCAACCCUCCGCCAACCAACCACUGACUGUCCCUUUCCCGUCCCAUGCUGGCUGUGGCCUAGAAGGUAGAGAUCCAUCCCCGAAUCCCGGCGUCCUCCCUUUGCCUCCUUUUCAGUUGGUUCUUGGGUUUUUUCCCUCCUCCUUGCUCCACGUUGAACCUGCCCAGCUCUUCCUUGUAGCAGCUGCUGACCACCAACCUUUCUCCCUCUCUGUGACUUCUGCGGUCGCUCCCAACCCUCCCUGGAUGCGUGGACUCGGACAAUGCUGUGGAUGUGGGCUGGGUGGGAGGGGUGGGACACGCUGGACACUGCUCUGGGCUGGCAUUCCUGCAGCUGGAUAGGCUUGGACACUGGACUGGGCUCUCUGUCCUGUGCAGCUCCACGGGAUCCUGCUGCACACUCCAGGACCUGCCAAGGGGGUUCAGAGAGGAACCCUUGGGAUAAAGACAUGGGAAAGGUGGGAAGCAGAGCCAGGGAGGGGGUGGGGGUUGGGAAGUGGCAGCCUGGCAGCACGGCUGGAUUGGCAGGAGCCUGUAAGCAGCUUAGCCUGAGGCUGGCAGCGCUUGGGAAGGGGAGAGGCUCCCCCUGUGCUCGCAGCUCUGAGCUGAGCUAUCGCCACGGCUCCGGGAUGCCUCGGGCGGG
This is a messenger RNA of Passer domesticus (house sparrow), 1626 nucleotides long. Its product is annotated as BTB/POZ domain-containing protein KCTD12-like. Gene Ontology annotation, molecular function: protein binding. The coding region runs from base 127 to 978 and encodes 283 amino acids. Lineage: Eukaryota; Metazoa; Chordata; Aves; Passeriformes; Passeridae. The record is from RefSeq and is a predicted model, not a curated record. Gene Ontology annotation, biological process: regulation of G protein-coupled receptor signaling pathway; protein homooligomerization. The transcript has 2 exons. Gene Ontology annotation, cellular component: signaling receptor complex.